AAUUAAAUAAUUAAUAAUCUAAUAAACCCCAUUAAAAAAUAGCCAAUUGAAACUACCAUUUCUCCUAAAAUAACAUUUUCUUAACAUUAACAAACCUAAUUCUUUGCAAUUUAAACCCUGAUCUUAUUAGUCUCUUCCCAAGACUCUUAAUCAACACAACAUCUUAUUCAUUAUUAUUUUGUUUAUUAUUAUAUUUUAUAUAUUAUAUAUUAUGGCACCAAGGAAUGCAAUGGAAACAUGCAUGAUUUCAACAACAGAUGGAGUAAUUCUCCAAGCAAGAAUCUUCAAGCCACCCCAAGAAACCACCGUAAACGGCAGCUCAGCCACUGUAAUAGUGCUGGUGCACCCAUAUUCAAAGCUUGGUGGAUGUCAAACUCUUAUGCAAGGACUUGCAUUGAGAUUAUCCAUUAAAGGCUUCAUUGCCAUGACUUUUGACAUGAGAGGUGCUGGAAGGUCCACAGGCAGGUGUUCUCUCACUGGCUUUUCUGAAAUUGAAGAUGUCGUUUCUGUUUGCAAAUGGGUCUCCCAAAAUUUUCCUUCCAACAAGAUUUUGUUGGUGGGUUCCUCUGCAGGAGCUCCAAUUGCUGGUUCUGCAGUUGAUAAGGUAGAGGAAGUGAUUGGAUAUGCAGGUAUUGGGUACCCAUUUGGAUUGGCUGCCUCAUUUUUGUUUGGAAGGCAUCAAAACGCAAUUUUACAGUCUCCAAAACCGAAACUUUUUGUAAUGGGCACAAACGAUCAGUUUACAAGUGUAGAACAGUUAGAGAAAAAACUAUUAUCAGCUGCUGGGAGAGUGGAAGCCCAUCUUAUUUUUGGAGUUAGCCAUUUUGAAAUUGAAGGAAAUACUUAUGAUGCUCGAAUUGCAGAUGUUAUUUUUCGUUUUCUUGCAUCAUUGAAGAGACUAUAGGUGGAUAGAGAUCAACAGGUUCAUAUCAGAAAAAAUAUGUCAACAGUUCUCCAAUUCUUGGAUUGAAAUUGGAAGCUAAUUUGGAAUCCAAAAUGCAUGAUGUAAAAUUCCAGUCCUGUUUGGAUUGAGAUUGAAACUGUUUUCUCAAAAAAUUAGAAGACAAUGCUUUAGUUUUAGUGGAAAUCACAAUUAGAGAGCAUUGCUUUGCUUGAUCUCGUUGUACAGAAAAACGUUUCGUCAGCUGAAAACGUUGUCAAAUGAAUUGUAAUUAUAAUUGAUGACUUAAAAAAAAAAAAUGCAUAGUUGUGUUAAUAAAUGUUCUAAACAAAAACGUCAGAAA
Molecule: messenger RNA, 1244 nt
Organism: Jatropha curcas
Lineage: Eukaryota; Viridiplantae; Streptophyta; Magnoliopsida; Malpighiales; Euphorbiaceae
Molecular function (GO): hydrolase activity
Source: RefSeq, a predicted model, not a curated record